AUGGAAAAUUUUCAAACCCAAUUUUUAGAUCUUGCUUUAGAAUCCCAGGCAUUAAAAUUUGGCACUUUCACCUUAAAAUCAGGUCGCCAAUCACCAUAUUUCUUUAACUUAGGAUUUUUUAACACUGGUAAGUUGUUAUCGGCAUUAGCAACUUCAUAUGCCAAUGCUAUUAUCAAGUCCGGUUUGGAGUUUGAUAUUAUCUUUGGUCCUGCUUACAAAGGUAUUCCAUUAACAGCUAUUACUGUUGCCAAAUUAGCCGAAUUAGAACCUACAAAAUACGGCAAAGUUGGCUACUCUUUCAAUAGAAAGGAAAAGAAGGAUCAUGGUGAAGGUGGAUCUAUUGUAGGAUGCCAGCUCGCUGGAAAGAAGGUCUUGAUAAUUGAUGAUGUCAUGACCGCAGGUACUGCAAUUAACGAAGCAUUUUCUAUUAUUAGGGAAGAAAAAGGUGAAGUUAUUGGUACUAUUAUUGCUUUAGAUAGACAAGAAACAACUGCUGAUUCAGAUUUAUCGGCUACUCAAGCGGUCCUGAAGAAAUAUGAAAUUCCAGUUAUUUCAAUUGUGUCCUUGUCAGAUAUUAUCAAUCACUUAAAGGACAAGAUCUCACCAGAAGAAUUAAGUUCUAUUGAAGGAUACAGAAAGCAAUAUGCUCCUAAGAAUGUUUAA
This is a messenger RNA of Debaryomyces fabryi, 663 nucleotides long. RefSeq names its product orotate phosphoribosyltransferase (gene URA5). The transcript has a single exon. Lineage: Eukaryota; Fungi; Ascomycota; Pichiomycetes; Serinales; Debaryomycetaceae. Gene Ontology annotation, biological process: pyrimidine ribonucleoside biosynthetic process; pyrimidine nucleotide biosynthetic process; 'de novo' pyrimidine nucleobase biosynthetic process. Gene Ontology annotation, cellular component: cytoplasm. Gene Ontology annotation, molecular function: orotate phosphoribosyltransferase activity. Bases 1 to 663 code for a protein of 220 amino acids. The record is from RefSeq and is a predicted model, not a curated record.